CGAAGCCACGUCAGCUGACUCGACGCCAAAAACCCACUGAAGUCACGUGACACGCGUGAACACGUGACAGUUUGGUUUCGCUCACCAUGGCUGCUGCAGCGACACCCGUGUUCUGGCUCGGGAACGACACCCUGAGGGUGUCCGCGGCGCUCUUCGCGGAGAACCGUCGCAGGUUGUGUCAGGAGCUGAGAGCCAAAGAGGGUUUGGUGUCAAAGUCUGUGGUGGUUCUGCAGGGAGGAGAACAGACCCAGAGGUACUGCACAGACACAGACGUCCUCUUCAGACAGGAGUCUUUCUUCCACUGGGCUUUUGGAGUCACCGAGCCCGACUGUUACGGAGCCAUCGACGUGGAUUCUGGGAAGUGCAUUCUUUUUGUUCCUAAACUGCCUGAAAGCUACGCUACGUGGAUGGGCGAGAUCUUUCCGAAAGAACACUUCAAGGGGAAAUAUGCUGUUGAUGAGGUGCAGCACACCUGUGAUAUCGUGGAUGUUCUGUCCGGCCUAAACCCGGCCGUUCUCCUGACUCUGCGAGGACAGAACACCGACAGCGGGAGCAUCAGCCGCGAAGCCUCCUUCGAAGGAAUCAGUCGCUUCCAAGUGAACAACACAGUUUUACACCCAGUUAUUGUGGAUUGUCGGGUCACUAAGACGGACAUGGAGCUUGAGGUUCUGCGUUACACCAACCGAGUUUCCAGUGAAGCCCACAAGAUGAUCAUGAAGCAUGUGAAACCAGGACAGAAAGAAUAUGAGAUGGAGAGCCUGUUCCAACACUACUGCUACACUAAAGGAGGGAUGCGCCACACCUCUUACACCUGCAUCUGUGGAACAGGCAACAAUUCCUCCGUCCUCCACUACGGUCACGCCGGGGCCCCAAACGACAAAAGCAUUCAGGACGGAGACAUGUGUCUGUUUGAUAUGGGUGGAGAGUACUACUGCUACUCGUCAGACAUCACCUGCUCCUUCCCAGCCAACGGGAAGUUCACUCCAGACCAGAAGGCUGUCUACGAGGCGGUUCUGAAGUCCUCCCGCACCGUUUUGGCCGCCAUCAGACCAGGUGUGAAGUGGUCCGACAUGCACCGCCUGGCUGAUAAGGUCCACCUGGAAGAACUAGUGACGAUCGGGAUCCUGCACGGGAACGUGGAUGACAUGUUGAAGGUCCACCUAGGUUCUGUCUUCAUGCCCCACGGCCUGGGACACCUGCUGGGCAUCGACGUGCACGAUGUGGGAGGCUACCCUGAGGGCGUGGAGCGCGUCAACGAGCCCGGACUGAGGAGCCUCCGGAUGGGCCGCCUGGUGCAGGAGAGGAUGGUCCUCACUGUGGAGCCUGGGAUUUACUUCAUCAACCACCUGCUGGACCAGGCCCUGGCUGACCCCGCCCAGAACUGCUUCAUCAACAACCAAGUUCUGGCUCGAUUCCGAGGCUUCGGAGGGGUUCGUAUCGAAGACGACAUUGCUGUGACGGCUGACGGCGUGGAGCUGCUGACCUGCGUGCCUCGCACCGUGGAGGAGAUAGAGGCCUUCAUGGCCGACUCCGACAAACCCUUCAGCCCAGUCUGAAUGAGAAAGUCUGUGGUUUAACUGGAGAGUCUUUAUAAAGUUAAUCAGUUUUCAAAAUCAUGAUUAUUCUCACAACGACUAUCUUAUUGUUCCUUCUGUGGCUUUAAUUAUUUAAUAAUAUGAUUAUAACUCUUAACGAAACUCUGAACAGUAAUUUUUUACAACAUUUUGUUAACUUGUAAAGAAAAAUCUGUAUUUUUACAGUAAUGAUUUUCCAAGCAUGUAUUCAUAAAAUAAAACAAAGAUUUAAAGUUGCAACCUCA
This is a messenger RNA of Nothobranchius furzeri (turquoise killifish), 1819 nucleotides long. RefSeq names its product peptidase D (gene pepd). NCBI's taxonomy places the organism in Eukaryota, Metazoa, Chordata, Actinopteri, Cyprinodontiformes, Nothobranchiidae. Gene Ontology annotation, molecular function: metalloaminopeptidase activity; manganese ion binding. The record is from RefSeq and is a predicted model, not a curated record.